This is a messenger RNA of Struthio camelus australis, 7221 nucleotides long. The record is from RefSeq and is a predicted model, not a curated record. Lineage: Eukaryota; Metazoa; Chordata; Aves; Struthioniformes; Struthionidae.
GCUCUCUGGCUGGAAGCUGAACGUGAUGACGGCCUGGUCUAUGGUGGGGAAGUUGAAAAUGGAGAAGAGGCACACCAGAGAAGACAGAAAUAUGGAACAAGAUGCUGGGGAAUGCAGUGCUGAAUCUGAGGAAUGGACGAGCUCAGAAAGUGAACCUGAGCAACCAUACUUCAGAAGCAGCUGUAGCAAUAUACAGUGGAGAGAGAAGGAGGUUUCUGCUAAACCACAUCGGCCGCUCUGUCGUUCCCCUUGUUUGGAUCGCCCAAGUUUUUCACAGAGCAGUAUCACACAAGACUUGAAGCUGGAAGAAUGCAAAACAAAUCUGGACAAGGAAUACCAAGCUAAAAUGGAUUUUGCUUUAAAGCUUGGAUAUGCAGGAGAUCAGAUCCAGGCUGUACUGAAUAAAUUGGGAGCAGAUGCUCUCAUCAAUGAUGUUCUGGCAGAGCUUGUGAGACUUGGCAACAAAAGUGAAUCAGAAGGGCAAGGCAGCGCCAGCACUACCACUAGUACUCUGGUGCCGAGAGGCCUAUGCCCGAAGGAGAUAGCAAGCCCUGAACUGUCACUUGAGGAUGAAGUUGUGGAUAACAGUGAUAACCUGAGGCCAAUUGUCAUUGAUGGAAGCAAUGUGGCUAUGAGUCAUGGGAAUAAAGAAGGAUUUUCCUGCCGGGGAAUUCAACUAGCUGUUGAUUGGUUUCUGGAAAAAGGACAUAAAGAUAUAACUGUGUUUGUCCCUGCAUGGAGAAAAGAGCAGUCUCGACCUGAUGCACCAAUUACAGAUCAAGAAAUCUUACGUAAAUUGGAGAAAGAAAAAAUUCUUGUUUUUACCCCAUCUCGAAGAGUUCAGGGAAGGAGAGUCGUUUGCUAUGAUGAUCGCUUCAUAGUAAAACUUGCUUUUGACUCGGAUGGCAUCAUUGUAUCAAAUGACAACUAUCGUGAUCUUCAGAAUGAAAAACCAGAAUGGAAGAAAUUCAUAGAGGAACGGCUGCUCAUGUAUUCUUUUGUGAAUGACAAGUUUAUGCCUCCUGAUGAUCCUCUGGGACGCCAUGGUCCAAGCCUUGAAAAUUUUUUAAGAAAAAGGCCAGUUAUUCCUGAACAUAAAAAACAACCAUGUCCUUACGGUAAAAAGUGCACCUAUGGGCACAAAUGUAAAUAUUACCACCCAGAACGGGCAAACCAGCCUCAAAGGUCAGUAGCGGAUGAGCUUCGAAUAAGUGCCAAAUUAUCUGCUGUGAAAACUAUGAGUGAGGGAGCCUUGGCCAAAUGUGGCACAGGGCCAUCCAGCUCCAAAGGAGAGAUCAAUUCUGAAGUGAAACGCAUUACCCCAAAGCGUCAGUCAGAUCCAAGCAUUAGAUCGGUAGCUGUGGAGCCUGAGGAAAAGUUAUCAGUAGCCCGGAAGUCGGAGGCCAGCUCUGUCCCAUCUCUGGUUUCUGCAUUAAGUGUACCAACACUCCCUCCACCAAAAAGCCAUGCAGCUGGUGCAUUAAAUACUCGUUCUGCAAGCAGCCCAGUGCCAGGUUCCUCACAGUUCACGCAUCAGAAAUCCUCACUGGAACACAUGUCCAGUGUGCAAUAUCCUCCUAUACUAGUCACCAAUAGCCACGGUACCUCAGUUAGCUAUACGGAGCAGUAUCCCAAAUAUGAAUCGUUAGGGGACCACGGCUAUUAUUCCUUACUCAGUGAUUUUUCCAAUUUAAGCAUAAGUAGUAUGCGUAACACAGAUUAUUAUGGGGCUGAUACAGACCAGGGGAUGUAUUCUAGAAACUCAAGUCCCUGUCCUGAAACUCGCUUAAGCCAUACAAGUAAUGAUUCUUAUUCCUCUUACAAUGACUUGUAUCUGGGUGUAGCAGAUGCCAGUCCAGAAGACAAUGUGAAGAUCCACAGACUUUCAUCACAAAAUCGUCUUCAGCCUUUUUCCCAUGGUUACCACGAAGCCUUAAAUAGAGUUCAGAGUUAUGGAACUGAAGAGCCUAAGCAAUCCCUCCGCAAACAGUCAGUUUCCCACUUAGGCCUACAUGCCCAGCAUCCAGUUGUUGGAGCACGGUCCAGUUGUCCAGGAGACUACCCUGUGCCUCAAAAUGUUCAUCCAGCUGCACAACCAAGCCGUGCCUUGGUCAUGACAAGAAUGGACAGUAUUUCUGAUUCACGACUCUAUGAAAGUAACCCAACAAGGCAGAGAAGACCACCUCUCUGUCGAGAACAGCAUGCUAGUUGGGAUCCAUUACCAUGUGCAUCAGACUCUUAUGCUUAUCACUCUUAUCCAUUGAGCAACAACCUCAUGCAGCCAUGUUAUGAGCCUGUAAUGGUGAGAAGCAUGCCUGAGAAGAUGGAGCAACUCUGGAGGAAUCCCUGGAUUGGGGUAUGUGGUGAGCCACGGGAACCACAUAUCAUCCCAGAACAUCAGUAUCAAACAUACAAAAAUCUGUGCAAUAUUUUCCCUCCAGGCAUUGUCCUUUCUGUGAUGGAGAAGAAUCCCCACAUGACAGAUGCACAACAGCUGGCAGCUAUGAUUGUUGCCAAAUUAAGAACAGGGCGUUAAAUCAUUACAGCCUCUUUUAGACUGAUGAACCACACAGCAGACAGGAACUGGAGGAAAACUUACAUGAUGAAGUGGGCAAAUCUAUUGUAAAUAUAUUUUUUUAACAUUCUAGUAUAAAAUUCUGUACACAGUAGCAAGCAUCUAUUAUAUAUACACACACACACACACACACACACACACACACACACAAAUAUAUAUAUCUAUGCCUAGGCACUGUAUAAGAGCCGAUUGCAUUGUAAAUUUUAAUAUUUUUUUUUUUAAUGUAGGGAUUUUUAAUAGUAUUUCACAGGAAAUGCAUACCUUGCUGCAUGGAUAUAUCAUUAAGAAUUAGAAUGUCACGUUCAGUGUCUCGAAGCUGUUAAUACAAAAUUAUGUUAGCAAUUAUAUUGCAUGUACUAGCGUAUACUUUCAAUUUCAAAAUAAAUAUCUAAUUGGCCUUUCAAAGUAUGCUCUAUGCAGUCCCAGAUCACCUUAGGAUUUCAGCUUUGUCACGUGACAGUGCCUAUUGGCAUGUCAAAUAUUUAAGAAGAAAUAAACUUGACAAAAAAAUUAAAAUACCCACUUUGUAAAAGCAAAAAUGAUUUAUUCUUUUUUCAGCUUUUACAUGUCAAUAUUGUUGAUAUUUCUUAAAUUUUAAAACUGUUCACUGAGAGUUUGAGUAUCUAUUAGGACAUCCAAUACUUUGGCUCAAUGCAGUGGAAGCCAAAGUCAUUAUCAAAUCAGGACCAAAAUAGUAAGGUGGGUGGAGGAGUGAGCUCCACUGAAAAAACUAAAAGGAAUUUAAAACUGUAGCGUCCCUCUUCAGAAUUGGCUGUCACCUGUACUGUAAACAACUACCAUUCUGGAAGAAUAGAAAGGUUACAGGUAAAAACUGUUAAUUUUCAUGUAAAUUGGAUUACUCAGCCUCGGGCAGAGUGAAACAGAUGUUAACAUGGAUAGUCAGCAGUAACUGCAGCCCUUCUUCUGAGAGCAGGGAUGGCAUUUGAGUGACACUAACAUUCAAGAUUGCUGCACAGCUCAACUUGAGCAGGAGCAGGGUGCUGCUUCUUGAAAAGAGAUGCUACAGUUUGAGCUUGUGGCAAAGCUUUCCUGGUUUUGCUCUGGAGAUCCACGCAAAGGUGUGCAUUUGCCUCAUGAAAGCUUUUAGAACUCUUGUUGCAACAGGUGAGAAGAAAAUUGUGUGUGGCAUUGUUUGCGCAACUGGUUAUCUUGCUCAGGGUGGGAACCUUUGUAGCUAAAUGUCUCCAAAAGAGGCGUUUAUUGUUUUUUUUAAGCUGCACUGACUGGACGCCCUUUUUUGAAUCCACUGUAUAUUUCAACAUUUUAAACCAUUACUAACUCGAUAUGUCUCGAGCUAGGACUUGUUGACUUCUACUGUAGUUUUUUUUCAUGAAAGUUGAGAAGGCCUGGUUUAUGGCCUUUUGUCUCUUCAUGAGAAGGUGUGACACUGCCUAAAUGUUUCUUACUGUGAAACACACGGAACGUGAGGCUGCAGUCAGGGUUGUUUCUGGUGUUUUGAUAAUGGCUUGCAUGCUGCUUUCUGGUUAUGUGUUUGUUUGAGGGAAAAAAAAAAAAUUACAUCAUCUCUUCCACUUGUGUUACUGUAAUACUGGUUGGCUUGAUUCAGAAUAUCUUGUGGACUGUUUAUCAUGUACAAAAUGUGUUCCAUGUCAGAUAAUCUAAACAAUUACAGAUGCAGCUAUAAUUAAUGUACUGGUGUUUGAUAACCACAUCAUUUCACACAUGAUAAAUAUUCUAGUAUAGCUGCAGGUACCUCUCCAAUUUCUUACAUUACAUAAUGACCAUGUCAUUAUGUAUUUAAAUUGAAUUAGCUUGAGGGUGAGUCUGUCUUCACACUUGCUGUUUAAAAAUAACUAAACUUCUUAAUUAGUUGAUUUGUUAAUGGUAAAAAUAAAUCUUCAGACACUUCUGUGAUUUCAGAAAACAGAUUUAACUCUCGGCCAAUUUUCAAAACAUUUCUUACUAAUCAACAUUUUUAAUUUUAAUUUCUAACUAGUUUUAUUCUCUUCUCUUGCAUGGUAUAAGCAGCUGAGAGCAAUGCCUCAAAUAACCAGAAAUGACCUUUUGUUUGUUGAUACAAAUUGUAUCUCUUUUUCUUGAUUGUAUAAAAACUGUGUAUAAAAAAAAAAAAAAGCAUCUCUAGAUUAACUUCAGUAUUACAUUUUUCACCAAAAAUGUUUGUGGCACCGUGUGUCACAGGGAAGUAGCCCAUGGGUAAUUAUGGAUCUUUUUAUUUAAAAUGGGCACUUAUAGUUUAUAGACAAACAAGGACAACUUUUCAAAACCAGUUUAUAACGUGCACAGCUACAGUGUGUACACCUCAAAGCAUUACAUAAAGUUAUCUUUAGUCUAGUUAUUAAGCAGAUACAUUCUUGCACUAGAACUUUAUGUAAAAAAAAAAAUGUUGGUGUUAACAACUCAUUUGCAUGUGUUUAAAAUAUAACAAUAUAAUUGCUGUAGACCCUGCCUUAGUCUUAACAGAUUAAUUUAUAAAUUAUUUAGGUUUAAAAUGAAGUUUAUUGUGCACUCACACUUUCCAUCUUGCAUGGAAUUAAAUAUUUAUAUGUAGAAAACUGUUUGUUUCCUUUUUCUACAAUUAUAAAGAUGAGCUACUUUAAGAGGGAUUUGGUAGGUGUUUAUGAUGUACUCUAAUCUGGAAGCCUGAGCAGAAAUUAUUGUAUGAAGUUUUGGGUGGUUUGUGGAGAUACUAAUUUUUGUACGACUUGUCUGGUCAUUUUAGUUUUCAGUAACUUUUGUCUUGCCCAUAGAAUACAUCCUUUUCAAAGGAUGAGAAUGUUAUACCAAUACAAAUCCAGCAUUUAUCUAGGGCAUGUUGAAGGCAAAUUGUCUUUUUCUAAAAAGCUAUGAGCAUCUAUCCUCCAUAGAAUUACAGAACGGGCAAUGUAACCUUCUGGAAAGAGUUCGCAAAUUGUGUGCUUGUCUAUUUCGCCUUCAAAGUAAUGAAACUUAUAUGUGAUGUAGUGUCUCCUGAUCAGCUAGUUUAAAUGGUAAUUGAGCCAUCCACAUCUGUUUUAAGAUAUGUUUACAAGUCAAUUCAAAACACUGACAGUCAUUAACCUUCAGCACAUAAGCUUAGAUUUCUUCUUACAUAGAAGAGCUGAUCUUAACACAUCAUAACUGUCUAUAUUGUAAAUAUAAGACUGUGCAUAGAUGCUCUUUUUGAGAGCAUGAUAUUUAAAUAUGUUUUUAAAACUGUAAGAGAACAGUUCUAGAAGCUAUAUUUUAAUAAAAUCUGUAAAAAAUCAACAAAAUCCUAGAUGGAAAAACUGCCAAAAAAAAAAAAAAAGAAGGUGCAGAGGUGAAAUCCUGGUCUACUGCAAUCAACAGGACUUCAACAGUAGACUUUAGUGGGCCAGAGCUUUCGCUGGGAGUUCUGAUUUACUGUCUUUUACUUUAGCUGUAUUAUUUUCCCAUCCUUUAUCAUAUAAAAGUGCAUAACCUUUGGUUUAUUAGUUAUGAUUCAAAAGCAAAUGCUUUCUAGGCUGUCAACCUAAGUUAUUUAAUGUUCUUAUGUAAGUAUCACAUGUUAGUAAUAUAUUAGACUGUAUAUAGAGGUUUUUUUUUUUUUUUGACUACUGUUAGUCCUGUUGUUGUCUUAAUUGCACUACAGUAGUUUGCUUUAUUCAUUUGUAGAAUUAAACAUUAUUGUUCAAUUGCUGUAAAAUUUUUAUGAAUCUCUUUGGGUUUCUUGGUUGACCCAAAUAUAAUGUAAGUCGCAAUGACAAAAUGAGUGAAAAAUGGAUGUUAAACCAGUAUUUGGUGUUCGUAAAUCACUGUAGUAAGUGUGCAAUGCUCUAACUGGUGCUGCAUGUAAUUCAUUAACCAGCAUGGCUGUCUGUUUAGCUUUUUGUAAAAAUGUUUUAAAUUUAAACUCUUAAGAAUAGAAAGUGUGCAUGCAGUUGCUUAGAACAAACACAAGAACCCUUAUUAAAAAAAAAAAGAAAGAAAAAGAAAACACCCAAAAAACACACACCAAAAUAUCUAUCUACUUAGGCCCAUACACAUACCUCUACUACCAGUUUGCCUCAAACUGCAUUUUUGUGUAUUGGAAUUCUUAAUGAUAAGCCUAACAGCGUUCAGAAUACUCAAAGAAUCUGUCCAAAUAAGUAAAUUAAAUAAAUACUUGGCUGGUAGCACGCAUGUAUACCUGUGGUGCAUACCACAUCACAAAUAAGAAAAUUUCAACUGUCAUACUUUUACUACAAUCUUAUAUUUAAAAAUUCCACUCUAAAGACAAGGGGCAUGUAUCAUUUCAGUGAGACUUUGUUCCACAAAGUUGAAAUAUUAUCUAUCUUUGCCUUCCAAAAGUUCACCUGAAGCAUUAGUACUAUGUUAUUCCAACCAUAGAUCUAGCACUCUUACUACCACGGUAAGUGUUCAGUUAUAAUAUUCUUCUUUUACACCCACAGUAUGUGGGACAGAGCCCUAUUAACUGUAAGAAUAUCUCCCACAAUAUUUCAACUGGAAAAAUGUAAUUGAACGCUCACUUAAAUUAUUCUCGCCCAAGUUUCUGGUUAGUCUUUGAAGAACCAUUAUAUAACAUCUAUGAUUUUGGUCUGUUGUAUUUAAAGCUUGUAAAUGUACUAGAAGAAUUGAGAGAGGACUCCAAAAGAAAACAUAUGCUAUUUUCUGCUCUUCCCCCC